Messenger RNA from Microtus oregoni (creeping vole), 561 nucleotides. RefSeq names its product testis expressed 50 (gene Tex50). NCBI's taxonomy places the organism in Eukaryota, Metazoa, Chordata, Mammalia, Rodentia, Cricetidae. The record is from RefSeq and is a predicted model, not a curated record. The coding region runs from base 1 to 561 and encodes 186 amino acids. The transcript has 2 exons.
AUGUCUAACCAAAGAAGAUCUGUGCUUUCUCCCCUGCUGUUCUUCUGUUUCUUCCGAGAGAGCGCCUGCAUUUGUGAUGGGACAAUCUGGACGAAGGUCGGAUGGGAGAUUUUUCCGGAGGAAGUGCACUCCCUGAAAGCUAAGGCUCCCCCAUCCCACUGUCUACCUUACCCUCUGGACAAAUUCUGCUGCAACUUUGCUAACGUGGACCUAAUCCAGAGUUCUUUACGCCUCACGUACAUCUUAGUGCAAGCUCUCUUCUUAAUUCUGUUUGUUUUAUCUGUGCAUUAUCUAUGGAUGAAAUGGACGAGACACCAAAGAAAGCUGAAAAAGCAAGCCUCUUUAGAGAAACACGGUAAUGACCUAGAGAGUCCAUCCAUCUAUGACAUUGAACAAAUCCUCUGCAGACUGCUGACCACGACAUCAAUGAUGACCAAGUUCCUGAAGCAGGUGUCCCAACAUUCUUCCCUUAAAAAAGUUAAGCGACUACAUAAAGUAAAGAGGAAGAAGAAUAAAGGAGAGGAGCUGAAGGAUUCUAAAUCUAAGCACAUGCAAAUGUAG